Molecule: messenger RNA, 534 nt
Organism: Haliaeetus leucocephalus (bald eagle)
Lineage: Eukaryota; Metazoa; Chordata; Aves; Accipitriformes; Accipitridae
Gene: OCIAD2
Product: OCIA domain containing 2
Exons: 7
Cellular component (GO): mitochondrial inner membrane
Source: RefSeq, a predicted model, not a curated record
AUGUGGUUUGUGAUAGGCUUGUAUUGUGGGUCCUGUGGAAUCAAAACUUCAGAUGAUGCCAAUCAGCAGCAGGGUACAAGGAAAGAGACAAGUUCUUCCGAAACAACCCAACAGGAAAGUUGGACAUCUCCACUAAAGCAAACUGGAUGGCCAAUGUUCUAUUGUCCCAUCUGUCACAUUCACAGUGCUGGAGAAAUUGCAAAGAUCCGUGAAGAAUGCAAAAAGGAAAGUUUCUGGUACAGAUCUCUUCCUUUGUCUCUUGGGAGCAUGCUUGUAACCCAGUGGCUAGCCUCAAAAGGCAUUUUCUCAGCAAGCCCAAGAUUUGGUGCAUUACCUAAGAUGGCAAUUGCUGAAGUCUUAAGUUUUGCCAUUGGAAAGAUGUCAUGCAUAGGAGAAUGCUAAAAAAAGUUCCAGAAGAUUGGUAUUGUACCAUUUGGUCCACAGCAAAAAGGGCAUUGUCAUCAUACUUUUAAGGAAUGUGAAGCAAAAUUGGGAUUGAAUGAGAAAGAAGGUUCAAUUCCUUCAGCAUCUUAG